AGUGUGCAUGCGCAUGCGCAUGCGUACAGCGCGUAGGUCAGAGGUUAGUACACUGAUGACAGGAAGAAUGAUUCUGAGAAGAGCGUUGUCGACUCUACAACCUACCAGACGGGUUUGGAUGGGCGUAACAACGGAGAGAGUCGCGGCAUGGGCUCCGUCUGGAGCGGUGUGGCUAGGAGUUGCAGGGGUUGCACUGGUGUGGGCCACGGCCUGGAAGGUUGUCUUGGGCAGAAUACCGUAUAUCAAGGACACUUACCCACCUUCUGCAAGUAGUGAUGACUAAGAACCUCAGCCACAGUGUGCAGUUGUAGUAGAUGUCUGGUAAUGUAUGCUGCUGUUUAUUUAUGAAACUGUGUAGUCACUUUUGAAUACCAUAAUUUUGUUGAGGGUAGGGAGUGAGAUAUGUAGAGAAGCACCCAAUAUCUCCACAUGAAUUCUUUUGAGGGU
Messenger RNA from Geodia barretti, 447 nucleotides. The record is from the annotation of a GenBank genome assembly. NCBI's taxonomy places the organism in Eukaryota, Metazoa, Porifera, Demospongiae, Tetractinellida, Geodiidae.